UUUCAUUCAUUAUUAUUCCUAUACUCAAGGAUAUAGCCUUAUAGGUUGAUGAUUAGGUUCUCAACCAUCCUUCUUCUUCUUCUCCUAAGAAAAAAAAAACAGUUACAGUGAUUCAUGUGCGUCUUUCAUGAGUCUGCAAGCUAGUUAGAGAAAAGAUAAAUAUGGAUCUCUUGAGUUGUAUGAUAUGCCUUUGUUUUGCCUGGACCACCAUCCAAGCCUUGUAUUUCUUUGCAAGAAGAGGCAAAGAAAUUUCAAGAACUAGGCUUCCUCCAGGACCAAAGCCAUUUCCAUUGAUUGGGAAUCUGUUUGAGCUUGGAGACAAACCACAUGUCUCUCUUACCAAGCUUUCCCAACGCUAUGGCCCCAUUAAUAGUUUGCAACUAGGCCAAUUAACCACUGUUGUAGUUUCUUCGCCAACUCUAGCCAAAGAAAUCCUCCGAAUUCAUGACCAAGUCUUCUGCAACCGAACCCUUCCAGAUGCAAUCCACGCCUGCAAGCACGCCGACUACAGUUUGGCGUGGCUUCCUGUAUCAGCAAGAUGGAGGAAUCUUCGCACAAUAUUCAACUUGCAAUUGUUAGGCCCCAAAGUUCUUGAUGCCAACCACGCCAACCGGCGCGUAAAGGUGCAAAAGCUCAUGGAUGAUGUCAAUGAAAGCAUAAGGGCCGGUGAGGCAGUAGAUGUCGGAAGGGCUGCUUUUACAACCGCACUCAAUUUGUUGUCGCAGACUGUCUUCUCUGUGGAUUUAGCUGACCCGAGUUGCCAGACAGCUAGGGAGUUCAAGGAGACUUUUUGGGGUCUGAUGGAAGAGGUAGGGAAACCAAACUUGGUGGACUAUUUUCCUUUGCUAAGGAAGCUUGACCCACAAGGCAUAAACCAGCGCGCAACGAACUACUUCCGGAAGACGAUACUCAUCUUUGAUCGAAUGAUCCAUCAAAGGUUGGAAUCAAGAAAAGGGGGCAAUUAUAUCACAACUAAUGAUAUGUUGGAUACACUUUUAAACAUCAGUGAAGUGAAAAGAGAGGAUAUGGAUAUUCCGGAAACCCAACAUUUGUUUGUGGACCUGUUUGUUGCUGGCACAGAGACAACUUCAGCCACAGUGGAAUGGGCAAUGGCUGAGCUAUUAUGCAACCCAGAAGUCCUCUCCAAAGCUCAAGCGGAACUCAAUCAAGUGAUUGGAAAAGGCAAGCUAGUUGAGGAAUCAGACAUUGUUCGACUCCCUUACUUACAAGCAAUAAUCAAAGAAACAUUUCGGCUUCACCCAGUAUUUCCAUUUCUACUCCCCCGAAAAGCAGGAGCUAACACAGAAAUUGGAGGGUAUGUAAUCCCGAAGGAUGCACAAGUUCUAAUCAAUGUUUGGGCCAUAGGCAGAGACCCCCUUACUUGGGAAAACCCAAACUUGUUUAAGCCAGAGAGGUUCUUGGGAUUAGACAACCAAAUUGAUGUUACGGGAAAAAACUUUGAGCUUAUUCCAUUUGGUGGUGGGAGAAGAAUAUGUCCUGGACUACCACUGGCAAUAAGAAUGUUACACUUGAUGUUGGGUUCACUACUUAACAACUUUGACUGGAAGCUUGAAAAUGGAGUCUUCCCCGAUACUACGAACAUGGAAGAGAAGUUUGGCCUCACCUUACAAAAGGCUCAGCCUCUCAGAGCUGUGCCCAAGAAGUCAUAGAAGAGCAGCACCUAUUUAUUGGAUACUAAAAUUCAAAGGUCGUGAGUUUUAAGUCAUGCUUGUAAGAGUGGUAGAAUAAUGAUGUUUAAUUGUAAUGUAAAUUCAAUCCCAACCCACAAUAAGAGGGACUGGUGUAAAGAGA
This is a messenger RNA of Rosa rugosa (rugosa rose), 1812 nucleotides long. Its product is annotated as geraniol 8-hydroxylase-like. The transcript has 2 exons. Bases 162 to 1670 code for a protein of 502 amino acids. NCBI's taxonomy places the organism in Eukaryota, Viridiplantae, Streptophyta, Magnoliopsida, Rosales, Rosaceae. The record is from RefSeq and is a predicted model, not a curated record. Gene Ontology annotation, molecular function: iron ion binding; oxidoreductase activity, acting on paired donors, with incorporation or reduction of molecular oxygen; heme binding.